AAUCGCAAGUGUGCAUUGGUGCGUUUAAGUAAUGGGAAGGAAGUAUGCGCUUAUAUCCCAGGAGUCGGCCAUAAUUUACAGGAACAUUCACAGGUAAUGGUGCGGGGUGGACGUCGGCGCGAUCUCCAAGGUGUACGAGCAGAAAUAAUACGUGGUAAACUUGAUUGCGCUCCAUUACGGAAGAAAGCAAAAAAGGCAGCAAAAUAA
Molecule: messenger RNA, 207 nt
Organism: Acanthocheilonema viteae
Lineage: Eukaryota; Metazoa; Nematoda; Chromadorea; Rhabditida; Onchocercidae
Source: the annotation of a GenBank genome assembly